AUGGCUUGUCAGAAGAAAACCGUCCCUUCCGGUAAGUACAUCAAAUCCGUAUUCGCAAGGAGCAUUUUCGAUUCUAGAGGGAACCCAACGGUUGAGGUGGAUCUCAUCACGGAUCUGGGACUGUUCAGGGCUGCCGUACCCUCUGGUGCUAGUACAGGGGUGCACGAAGCCUUAGAACUACGAGACGACAUACAGUCGGAAUACCUGGGUAAGGGUGUGUCCAAAGCCGUAGACAACGUGAACAACGCCAUCGGUCCCGAGCUGAUCAAGCAAGACUUCGACGUGACGCAACAGGAGAAGAUCGACCAGUUCAUGAUUGAUCUAGAUGGCACGGAAAACAAGUCAAAAUUCGGAGCCAACGCGAUCCUUGGCAUCUCCCUGGCCGUUUGUAAGGCUGGAGCUGCGAAAAGGGGUCUCCCCCUGUACAGGCAUAUCGCGGAUUUAGCUGGGAACAAGAACCUAGUGUUGCCGGUGCCGGCUUUCAAUGUGAUCAACGGCGGGUCACAUGCAGGGAAUAAGUUGGCCAUGCAGGAAUUCAUGAUUUUGCCCACGGGAGCCUCUUCCUUCAGGGAAGCUAUGAAGAUGGGCGCCGAAACUUACCAACACCUGAAGAAAGUCAUCAAAGACAAGUUCGGAUUAGAUGCAACCGCUGUAGGAGAUGAGGGUGGUUUCGCACCUAACAUCCAAAACAACAAAGAGGCCCUUGGCCUCAUCAACGACGCCAUCGCCAAAGCCGGAUACACCGGAAGGAUCGAAAUUGGAAUGGACGUCGCUGCCUCAGAAUUUUACAAAGAUGGUCUUUACGACAUGGAUUUCAAAAAUCCCAAAUCGGACAAAAAGAACUGGUUAAAAUCUGACAAGCUGUUCCAAGUCUACCAAGACUUCAUAAAAGACUUCCCAAUGGUAUCAAUAGAGGACCCGUUCGAUCAAGAUGACUGGGAUGCUUGGAGCAACAUGUUGUCCAACGUUAACAUUCAAAUAGUCGGCGAUGAUCUUACAGUGACUAACCCGAAACGUAUUGAUAUGGCUGUAGAAAAAAAAGCAUGUAACUGUUUGCUUCUGAAAGUCAAUCAAAUUGGCACAGUCACUGAGUCUAUAAAAGCCCAUUCACUGGCUAAAUCGAAUGGUUGGGGAACGAUGGUUUCUCACCGAUCAGGCGAAACGGAAGACACCUUUAUAGCGGAUUUAGUGGUGGGAUUAUCCACUGGACAAAUAAAAACUGGAGCUCCUUGCCGAUCUGAACGACUGGCCAAGUACAAUCAGAUUCUGAGAAUUGAGGAGGAGCUUUGCGCACAGGCUCGCUAUGCUGGAAAAGCCUUCAGAAAACCAUUGUAA
Anoplophora glabripennis (Asian longhorned beetle) is the source of this 1335-nucleotide messenger RNA. RefSeq names its product enolase-like. The record is from RefSeq and is a predicted model, not a curated record. Gene Ontology annotation, molecular function: magnesium ion binding; phosphopyruvate hydratase activity. The transcript has 5 exons. Gene Ontology annotation, biological process: glycolytic process. NCBI's taxonomy places the organism in Eukaryota, Metazoa, Arthropoda, Insecta, Coleoptera, Cerambycidae. Gene Ontology annotation, cellular component: phosphopyruvate hydratase complex. Bases 1 to 1335 code for a protein of 444 amino acids.